UUUACGAUUUUCUCUUUCUCCUUCUCUAGUGUUAAAGUUCAGCCGGCGGGAACGCGUCCAGAUCGUACUACUGUUGAUAUAAUCAGUCAAUUAAAGCUGCCAUAAAGGAUUGAAAUACAAUGGCUAUGGUUGACGAACCACUAUACCCAAUAGCUGUCCUUAUAGAUGAGUUGAAAAACGAUGACAUCCAACUUCGAUUGAACUCGAUCCGUAGGCUAUCAACAAUUGCCCGUGCCCUUGGAGAAGAGCGAACUAGGAAGGAAUUAAUUCCUUUUCUCAGUGAAAAUAAUGAUGAUGAUGAUGAGGUGCUUCUUGCAAUGGCUGAAGAGUUGGGGGUCUUUAUCCCUUAUGUUGGGGGAGUUGAGCAUGCCCGGGUUUUGCUACCACCAUUGGAGACCCUUUGCACUGUUGAGGAAACGUGUGUAAGGGAUAAAGCUGUGGAGUCACUGUGUAGAAUUGGAUCUCAGAUGAGAGAGACUGACGUGGUUGACUCAUUCAUUCCCCUAGUAAAGAGACUGGCUGCUGGUGAAUGGUUCACAGCACGAGUUUCUGCAUGUGGACUGUUUCACAUUGCCUAUCCAAGUGCUCCAGAGAUGUUAAAGACAGAAUUAAGGUCAAUAUACAGCCAGUUGUGUCAAGAUGACAUGCCUAUGGUCAGGAGGUCAGCAGCAUCAAGCCUGGGGAAAUUUGCCACAACAGUUGAAUCUGCAUAUUUGAAGGCUGAUAUCAUGCAAAUAUUUGAGUAUCUUACACAGGAUGAUCAAGACUCUGUUCGGCUAUUGGCUGUUGAAAGCUGUGCUGCCCUUGGAAAGUUGUUGGAGCCCAAAGACUGUGUUGCUCACAUUCUUCCUGUUAUUGUCAAUUUCUCCCAGGAUAAGUCCUGGCGUGUUCGAUAUAUGGUUGCAAAUCAGUUAUAUGAACUUUGUGAGGCAGUUGGGCCUGAGCCUACUAAGUCGGAUUUGGUUCCUGCAUAUGUUCGAUUGCUUCGAGAUAAUGAAGCUGAAGUACGCAUAGCAGCUGCUGGGAAAGUUACUAAAUUUUCUCGAAUUUUGAGUCCAGAACUUGCAAUUCAGGAAAUCCUUCCCUGUGUGAAGGAAUUGUCAUCAGAUUCUUCCCAGCAUGUUCGCUCUGCCUUGGCCUCAGUUAUAAUGGGAAUGGCUCCUGUCCUAGGAAAGGAUGCAACUAUAGAGCAACUCCUUCCAAUAUUCCUCUCCCUUUUGAAGGAUGAAUUUCCUGAUGUGCGCCUCAACAUUAUCAGCAAGCUUGAUCAAGUGAAUCAGGUUAUUGGAAUUGAUCUAUUGUCCCAGUCCUUAUUACCAGCCAUCGUUGAGCUUGCGGAGGACAGACACUGGAGAGUCAGGCUUGCAAUAAUUGAGUAUAUACCAUUAUUGGCAAGUCAGUUGGGUGUAGGAUUUUUUGAUAAUAAACUUGGGACCCUUUGCAUGCAAUGGUUACAAGAUAAGGUAUACUCAAUCCGCGAUGCAGCAGCUAACAAUAUAAAACGACUUGCCGAAGAAUUUGGACCAGAGUGGACAAUGCAACACAUAAUUCCGCAGGUACUAGAGAUGACCAACAAUCCACACUAUCUUUAUCGGAUGACUGUCCUACAUGCCAUUUCUCUAGUUGCCCCUGUCAUGGGCUCAGAAAUAACAUGUUCAAAAUUAUUGCCAGUGGUCGUCAAUGCAUCAAAGGACAGAGUACCCAACAUCAAGUUUAACGUGGCUAAAGUUUUGCACUCACUAAUUCCUAUAGUUGACCAUUCUGUGGUGGAGAAGACAAUCCGUCCAUGUUUAGUUGAUCUCAGUGAAGACCCAGAUGUCGAUGUUCGUUACUUUGCCAAUCAAGCACUCCAAUCAAUUGAUCAACUAAUGAUGUCGACCUAGACAAGUAACCAAUACUUGUUUCUACUAGUUUUUUAUUUUUAUUUUUAUUUUUUAUUUUUUAUUUUUUUUAUGUUCUGAAGUUCAUUUUGCUUAUCGGAUUAGUUUCAUCAUCUUUCGGAAUGUAAUCAUGUUGUAGUUUGAUUGUAACUGCUUCCCUGUUGUAGCUUGGUUUUGUGUUGUGACUAUUAUGUAAAGCUUAUUUUCAGCUUCUGAACUCUGAAGUAAUGUGCUCUAGCGUUCAUGUUUUGGCAAAAAAUUCUGCUAUAUACA
Messenger RNA from Rubroshorea leprosula, 2153 nucleotides. The record is from the annotation of a GenBank genome assembly. Lineage: Eukaryota; Viridiplantae; Streptophyta; Magnoliopsida; Malvales; Dipterocarpaceae.